AGACAACUAAAGUCAUCACGACGUUGGUGUUCGGUCGUGAUGUUGGAGGGCGGCCGUGCACGGCCGCUAGUCCGCGUUCCGGCUAGUACUUAGCGACGCACACUCGCAAUCCCACGUCAACACCGCAAACAUGGGUAAAGGAAAGCCAAGAGGUCUCAACGCCGCGCGCAAGCUGCGCAACCACCGCCGCGAGGAGCGCUGGGCCGAUCUGUCCUUCAAGAAGCGCCUGUUGGGCACCGCGUUCAAGUCGUCGCCGUUCGGUGGCUCCUCCCACGCCAAGGGCAUCGUCCUCGAGAAGGUCGGUGUCGAGGCCAAGCAGCCCAACUCGGCCAUCCGAAAGUGCGUCCGUGUGCAGCUGAUCAAGAACGGCAAGAAGGUCACGGCUUUCGUCCCCAACGACGGUUGCCUGAACUUUGUCGACGAGAACGACGAAGUCCUGCUCGCCGGAUUCGGUCGCAAGGGCAAGGCCAAGGGUGAUAUCCCCGGUGUGCGCUUCAAGGUGGUCAAGGUGUCCGGCGUCGGCCUGUCGGCGCUGUGGAAGGAGAAGAAGGAGAAGCCCAGGUCGUAAGCGCCUCGACUACCGCAGUUGAGAGCAAGACGACGCGAACG
Boeremia exigua is the source of this 609-nucleotide messenger RNA. Its product is annotated as 40S ribosomal protein S23. The record is from RefSeq and is a predicted model, not a curated record. Gene Ontology annotation, biological process: translation. NCBI's taxonomy places the organism in Eukaryota, Fungi, Ascomycota, Dothideomycetes, Pleosporales, Didymellaceae. The transcript has 4 exons. Gene Ontology annotation, molecular function: structural constituent of ribosome. Bases 131 to 568 code for a protein of 145 amino acids. Gene Ontology annotation, cellular component: ribosome; cytosolic small ribosomal subunit.